Molecule: messenger RNA, 2807 nt
Organism: Pogoniulus pusillus (Red-fronted tinkerbird)
Lineage: Eukaryota; Metazoa; Chordata; Aves; Piciformes; Lybiidae
Gene: VPS4B
Product: vacuolar protein sorting 4 homolog B
Exons: 11
Coding region: 175-1500 (441 amino acids)
Biological process (GO): vacuole organization; endosomal transport
Molecular function (GO): ATP hydrolysis activity; ATP binding
Source: RefSeq, a predicted model, not a curated record
GGCGGUGCCCGGAAGCGGGCUGGUUGGUGUCAGGGGUGCGGAAGUGACUGCUUGAGGCCCGCGUUUCGGGUCUGUGCGUGGUAGGCUGAGGGGAAGAAGGGGAGCUUCAUCGCCGGCAGUUGCCGGCUUACGCCCUCUCCUUCAGUUCUUCCUCUCGACCUCCGCUGCUCUGCUAUGGCGGGCAACAGCGACAACCUGCAGAAAGCAAUAGGCCUUGCCAGUAAGGCAGCACAAGAAGAUAACGCAGGAAACUACGAGGAAGCCUUCCGCUUGUACCAACAAGCUGUGGAAUAUUUUCUCCAUGUUGUCAAAUAUGAAGCACAGGGUGAUAAAGCAAAACAGAGCAUUAGAAAGAAAUGUGAUGAAUACUUGGACAGAGCAGAAAAGCUGAAAGAAUAUCUGAAAAAGAGAGAAAAAACUGCACCAAAACCAGUUAAAGAGUCUGGUCGUACUGAUGGAAAAGGGAAUGACAGUGAUGGGGAAGGGGAAUCAGAGAAUCCUGAAAAGAAAAAGCUGCAGAAUCAACUUCAAGGAGCAAUUGUUAUGGAACGACCAAAUGUCAAAUGGAGUGAUGUUGCUGGCCUUGAAGGUGCCAAAGAAGCACUGAAAGAAGCAGUGAUCUUGCCCAUUAAAUUUCCACACCUGUUUACAGGAAAGAGAACACCCUGGAGAGGAAUUCUUCUGUUUGGACCACCAGGAACAGGGAAGUCUUAUUUAGCAAAAGCUGUGGCAACAGAAGCCAACAACUCCACGUUCUUCUCCAUAUCUUCCUCUGACCUUGUCUCAAAGUGGCUGGGUGAAAGUGAAAAAUUAGUGAAAAACUUGUUCCAGCUUGCUAGAGAAAACAAACCUUCUAUUAUCUUCAUUGAUGAGAUUGAUUCCCUCUGCGCGUCAAGAAGUGAAAAUGAAAGUGAGGGUGCUAGACGGAUAAAAACAGAAUUUCUAGUCCAGAUGCAAGGAGUUGGUACUAACAAUGAAGGAAUCUUGGUCUUAGGAGCAACAAACAUACCCUGGGUUUUGGAUUCUGCUAUCAGGAGAAGGUUUGAGAAGCGAAUUUAUAUUCCUUUACCUGAAGAACAUGCCAGGGCUGCAAUGUUCAAACUUCACCUUGGGUCUACUCCAAAUCUCCUAAAGGAAGCAGAUUAUCGAGAGCUUGGAAGGAAAACUGAUGGCUAUUCUGGUGCAGACAUAAGCAUCAUUGUACGGGAUGCACUGAUGCAGCCUGUUAGAAAAGUGCAAUCAGCUACUCACUUCAGAAAAGUAAAAGGACCAUCAGUAUCUGAUCCAAAAACAACGGUCGAUUUGUUCACCCCUUGCUCUCCAGGUGCACCUGGAGCCAUAGAAAUGACAUGGAUGGAGGUGCCAGGUGAUCAACUACUAGAGCCUCAUGUUUCCAUGGACGAUAUGCUCAGGUCGCUAGCUAACACAAAACCAACAGUUAAUGAACAGGACCUGGAGAAGUUAAAGAAGUUUACAGAAGACUUUGGGCAGGAAGGUUAAACCAAAGAUACAUGUGGAGCACAAGAACCUCUUUCUUUCUUAAGUAUUCUCGUGUCUCUAUUGAUGGCACUUGAGAUAAGUACCAAUAAAAUCACUCCUUUCUUACUUUGCAGAAGGAAUAGGAGGUACCUUUGCAAAGACUCUCAAGCCUUUUGUACUGUAUUGUUCUGCUCAGACGUCUAUUAAAUGUCUUUUAUUGAAAAAUAAUAUGGAAACACAAUUUUAGGAUGAGACAAUGCAAUGUCAUAGUGUCUAUUAUAGUCCAAUUUUAGAUAUUUUACUACACCUGCAUAUAUUGAGUUUAAAAAGCCAAGCAGGCUCAAAACUCCCCUUUUUUUGUUGGGUGUUUUCAGUAUCAAUCAGCCUACAUAUUAAUUGCUCUCAUUUCACUUAGGAAAACACAACAAAAUUUGCUAAUGAAGCACACUGCCAAGUGUGGGUUUGCUAUUAGCAAGAAAGAAAACACUGUGAGGAUAAGACUACAUGGGCCAGUACUGUGUGGUACUUUAAAUACUGAUGAUACUGUUACUUGGCUUUUUCUGCUAUGCUGUGUUAAAAUUUUGCUUUAAACAGCAAGGUUUUACACUCUUUAGUAGCUGGUCCACACUGCAACUAUGCAGUUGAUUAAAUGCAAUUAUCCUGGAAUGUUUUGCUGCCUGUUGGUUCGUUGGGGUUUUGUUUGUUUUUUUUUCGUUUUAGGGGAUGGGGUUGUUUUUGUUGUUGUUUGUUUGUUUGUUUUUUCCUGAUUGAUCUUUUUUAAAUUUAAAAUUAAGAUUAAAAAUGAAAUUGCUUUUAAUAUACCUUCUUGCAGGAGUCUGAGUAAAGUUAGAAGAAAGCAUUAAUAAUAACCUCUUCAGAUUCCACAAGUCAAAGCUGGCAAAGCAUAGAUAAUCUUUAGAGAAUGUAUGGGGAGGUAUUUUGGGCAUAUUUUGACAUGUGAGGAAACUUCAGCAGAUGUUUUAGAUGCAGAUUUUGCAGUGAUAGAUUAGCUCAGCACCUCACUGAUGACCAUUGCCUGUGGGUUACAUCGAUUUAGUGCUGAAACUUUUGAGAGAAGGCUGGCACUUUGCUAUAGAAGUAGCACUUCCAUUGAUCUUUUUUCUGUAGAACUGAGAAUUGACAUGUGCCUGAAUGUUAACUUACAACACUGUGGUGUCAGCAUUGAGUUUGUGCCUUGUAAGUUUGCACUGGCUGUACAUAUGAGAAAUCAUUAGGAUUACCUGGAGUACUUCUCUGUCCCAUUGUCAUUGUACAACCCAGUCCUGCAUCAGCUUUGUUUAACUUGCAUUAAAAAAUAAUGAUGCACA